AUGGCAGCAACGCAAGUCGAAGGGGAAACGCUCCUGGAGGAGGACUUUACUGAAGACCUGGGAUGGCGGACAGUGUCCAGCCGAAAAUCUAGAGCUACCACGAAGCCUGGAUUGGGUGAUGGCGGUGCACGAAGCGAGAUGCCUGAACGAAGGGGCGCAGGUGAAUGGCGCAAAGGCUUGGUAAUCAAGAACCGCAUUGUGAAGGCAUCGCGCAUGCCACCGAUGCCUGAAGAGCACAUCAAAAUAGUCAUUCGCCCACGGGGUGGAUUGAAUUUGGAGAAAACAGAUGAAUCGGGACAAAUAAUUCCGCGGGCUAGGGCAAACGUCGAGCCACUGCCGACCACGACCACGAUCACGAUCACUGAGAGAAUGGAGAGGUACACGGGCGAGUACUUCGCACCGCGUAUGGUCGCAACGGAGAUCGCUUCGUCCGAGUGUAACACAUCAGUCUGCCGGACCCUCCAACAGUGGUUUGUGUCAACGGUGGUUUCUCAGGCCGAUCCUUGCAGAAAGAAGAACCGAUUUGUCUGCGACGCCUCACUGAGCUUGCCCCCUUUUGAACCAUCAAUUGAAAAGGUACCCGCCGUCACUGGAAAACUCACAAGCACCGAAGGCACCGAGGCCGUAGCCAAUGCUAUGGCCGUCAAAUCGCAAAGUAAAAAGCAGCCACAAGACAGCAACGAACUGUUCCAGUCGUGCUUUCGUUACUCAAUGCUGCGAAAAGAGGGCGUGGAAGACGUUCUGCUGUUCCUAUCGAACUUCAACCUGGAUUUUCGCCACAUGGUGGAAGACAGUAACGAGCACCCGUUGACCCGGAUGAUGGAGCUGUCAUUCGAUUAUGGCAUAGACGUUCCGGUGUCCUUCACGAGGAUGCACAACAUCGCUGGUGAUGGCCCGCAAGCGUUUGUGCUUCAGGUCAACAUAAACCAAGAAGUGAAUGAAUUUUUCGUGGCCUUAGACGGCUUGGACGAAACAGAAGUGAAGGAGUUCUACGAGCUCUGUCUCAGCCAUUAUGCUCUACUAAAUCACACCAGCUUUGCAGAAGAGCUGAUAGACGCUGACGUUGAACGUAACGGUGCCGUUCCCGUCGACACCAUUGCUAAAGUGGCGAUAUUCAUGGAUCAGUUCCAGAGUGCUAUAGCGUUCGUCUACAACAGCUCGCAACAAAUCGUGAGAUUCGCCUCACCGGCUUCCUCAACCACUCUUGCUGCUGCUGGCACUCCCAGUAAAGAAGUUGCGCUGUUCCCGAAGCUGACGUCCCCGAAUGGGGCACCCGGCGAGCUUUUCACGGCCAUGGAAGGUGCCAAGAAGGAGACCGGAGGUCCCAAAGAGAAAGAGGCGACUGAGGCCGGUCGCAGCUUCCCUCUUCUCUGGCUGCGACAUCUUCGAGCGUGGCACGCCCUACCACCCCUGGUGCAAGCCUUGCUUCCGGUCAUGGUCUCGCUGGACAAGGACCGACCAGCAUCCUUCUUUCGGCUUCCCUACUACGAUGCCGCUGCACUGCCGGCUUACAAUUUCGCUGGCCUUGGUCAGGUUAUAGCUCGGGCGUUUGUCCACCGCAACGAAGAGAUGUUGCGCCAUAAUCCAGCCAUGCGUGAACGCUGGAACCGUUUCUGGGGAGCAACCGGUGCCAUCAACCGUGGCGCCACUUACUGCCUCGUCACCGGUCGGAGACAGAAUGACACCUCCCGGCGAGGGACUCCGAACGGCACCAGAACUUCCGAGUGGGUGAUCCGGGACCAGGGCCCCACCUUGAAGCUGAGCUACCUGGCCUUCUUAAGAUCCCGUCGCACGAACACCGGGUUGACAAAACCCAAGGAGCGGCUAGCGGGAAUUCGCCUCUCUCGAGAGCAACUCUUCCUCACGAUGCAUUGCGCCCUGAGCUGCUCCAUGGGUGUUGGCCUCGACACCACCACCCGACAAAUGACAACCCGCCAGAAGUGCGUAGUGGACUACGCGACGACGCUAAAACGCUUCUUCGAUGGGCCGUGUACGAAUGCUACAAGAACGAAUAGCCCGCACAAAUGUAGCUACCUGUAG
Molecule: messenger RNA, 2040 nt
Organism: Dermacentor silvarum
Lineage: Eukaryota; Metazoa; Arthropoda; Arachnida; Ixodida; Ixodidae
Exons: 8
Coding region: 1-2040 (679 amino acids)
Biological process (GO): protein processing
Cellular component (GO): plasma membrane
Molecular function (GO): metalloendopeptidase activity
Source: RefSeq, a predicted model, not a curated record